AUGCCAUCUAGGAAGCGCCUAGAGAACAAAGCCCGUCGUCGGCGCAAUCCCGUUCAGCUCAAUGAUUUCUUGCGCGGCGAUGAGGAGCCAAUUCAAAUCAUAACACCAAUAUCAUCAAAUGAAUCUCAGUCACAGACGCCGUCUACUCAAAAUGCCAACACAAGCUCCAUAGGCACCAUCCCAUCGAAGGGCCUGUUCGAAAGCGAUGUGACUCCCGUUAUGACACCCACACCGCAGUCCGACACUUACCAACCAACUGUUAAUGUCUGGCGCUCACCCAAGGAAACCACUCAGCCCGAAGCUAACUAUAAUGUGAGUGCCGAGGAGUAUCCGGAUUUGGGCAAGCGUUUGAAGAGAGCCAAGCCACCAACGCCGACGAUGACAAAUCUGGAGAACGGCGCCACUGGCUCGCGCCUUCGCAGUCGUCGUAGUCGCAUAAUAGAUCCGCCUGUGCUGGCCAACUUUUUGCCGGAUUCCGUGCUCCCGACGUCAAGCAACAGCAAGCAGCAAUCUGUGGCCAACUGGCUAUCGUCAGUACGUUCUAGCGAAAGCCAUAACACUGCCAACGACCAGGCCAGCUGCUCUUUUUCGAACAAGAUAACACUGCUGAGAAGGGAUUCAGCCCAGGCGCUCGGGCAAAAAAGUGCUGCCCAGUCCUCCCCGAAGGAGAAACAUACCGAACAGCAGCAGCAGAAUACUCCAGCUGAAGCCCAAGAGCAGCAGAAUACUUCACCUGAAGUCCAAGAGCAGCAGACAAUUCCGGCUAGUGCUGUCAAGCAUCAGCAGAACACAACUAAUAAUUCUUCAACGCCGCAGCAGAAGAGUUUUGUCAGUUCUUUACAGCAGCAGAAAAGAAGCGGCGCAAGAUCUCUCCCGCAGGAGCAGAAGAAAUCUUCUGGCAAUCUUACUCAACAACAGCAGAAGAGUUCUGUCAGUUUUUUGCAGGAGCAGAAAGAAAGCCCCGCAAGAUCUUUCCCACAGGAGCAGAAGAAAUCGUCCGGCAAUCUUGCUCAACAACAACAGAAGAGUUCUGUCAGUUCUUUACAGCAGCAGAAAGAAAGAUCUUUCUCACAGGAGCAGAAGAAAUCUUCCGGCAAUCUUACCCAACAACAACAGAAGCGUUCUGAAAGUUCUAGACAACGGCAGCAGAAGAUAAUAUCGCCUGGCAAACUGCAACAGCAGCAACAGAAGAGUCCCGCCAAUACCGUAGGGAAUCAGAAAAAGCGAAAGUCUCCUGGCAUUCAGCAAGCCAGGCAACAACAAAUGAGCCCACGAAGUUCUUUCCAGCAGGAGCAGCACAAAUCUUCGGGCGGCACACUCACAGAGCAGCAGCAGCAGCCAAAGAGUCUUGCGAAAACAUUGAAGCAUCAGCCGAAAAGUCCGAGAAACUCUGUUCAGCAGCAGCAACAUCACGUAGCCCAUAGUAAUCAGAGUCGGUCGCAGUCAGCGAGACCUGUCAAGCCCAUUCAUUCGCGCCCAAAGAGCCAAAAUGCUCCUGUUACAAACAACUUCUCUGUGUCAAGCCGUCAACCCACCGAUGAGCGCAUCCAGCAGCCCACUCAAUGUUCGGGUCCCAGCAAUGUCAAUGAUGUGGACGCGGAAGUUGUGCCGCCGACGCCAAACAGCCAAAGGGAGAGAAUGCCGAGAAGAUUUCCACGGCGCGGCAACAACCGGCGGGUGGUGCGCAGUCUGCAGGCGUUCACUCGAGAGUUCACGCAGUCCUCGCCGGAGGCAUCGCCAGAGGGAUUGCCGGUGGGAUCGCCAGAGGGAUUGCCGGAGGGAUCGCCAGAGGGAUUGCCGGAGGGAUCGCCAAAGGGAUUGCCAGAGGUAUUGCCGGAGCGAUCGCCGGAGGGAUCGCCAGAGGGAUCGCCAGAAGUAUUGCCAGAGGGAUCGCCAGAAGUAUUGCCAGAGGGAUCGCCAGAGGUAUUGCUAGAGGAAUUGCUGGAGGAGUCGCCAGAGGAACUGCCAGAGGAGUCGCCAGAGCAAGAGGUGGUGCUGUGCGAGCAUCAUGAGCAACUGCAACAGGUGAAGAGCUUACCAGAAAACCAAGCGAACUGCCGCAUGCAGCAAUUGGCUAUGCACAGCGCGUUGAACUCAGAUGCCCUGGAGUUCCGCCCUGCGGUAAGGCGUGAGGCCGGAGGAUCCAGUCAACGUGUCCAAGUGUCCCGAUUGAGCCGAAGACGUCGCCGCCAGCGUUUUUUGCGCUCUUUACACGUGGAAGCAUUGCUCCCGUCAUACGAGCUAGAACCAAGCGAGCCACUGCGACCCGUGUGCCACGUGCCUGACUGCUGCUAUUACAGUGGCCCACCACCAACGGUAAUCACUCCUGAGAUAGUUCAACCGCCGUCUCCACAACGACUGCCAGUCACCGUACCGAUCCAACCCAUGAUGCCACCGACAACGAUCGAGGUGAAUACCACCAGCAAUCCGCCGCCCGUGGUCUUCUAUAAUCCGCAGUCGGGGAAUUUGUGGAGCAAUCCAUCACCAUAUAUGCCCAUUGAAAUCGAAAACAACAGGGUCAGCCAGUCGGUUUUUCGGCUUGCCAGCCUCCCGUGCACUGGGGUGGGCACCCCCAAUACGGAUUCCUUUACCAGCUGGCCACCCCCCAGCCAGCACCACAGCCCCAGCCGCCUCCCAUCCAGUAUUUCGGGUCCCAGCCAGUUCUCGCAUACUCUCAGUACGCCGCCGCUGAAGCAGCACCGCCAGCAGCACCAAAAAUUGUCGCCAUCAAUCAUCCACCAGGACGAGGACCUAUUGUACAGCAGGUCUCUGUUGGAUAUGGACCGGGAGGAGACCCAGUGGGAGCAGCAGGGCCAGGAAUGGCAAUGGGAGUCGCCGCAGGAGUCCUCCCGGUUCCAGUCGCAGCCGCUGGCGCAGCCACAGGUCGUCGACGACGUACACGGCGUGCCAAACGCCGCCGUCGCUAAGGACGCAGGACCACCGCUCGAGCGUCACAAGAUAUUCCGAGCACCAUCACAGCACGGCCAGGAUUAUCCCAAGCCGGAUCUUAACUGCGUGCCGUCCAGCAUCAAGAAGCUACAUCGUCUAAUUUCGUCGCAUUAUUCCGACUAUUCAUUUGUCUACGCCAUCAGUGCUCAGCUCAGUCAGGAUUGUGUGCCCAUGGAUUGCUAUGUGUACCUGAAGAUGGUACUGCUGGCCAGUAUCGUUUCAAUCGAAUCCGAUGAGGUGCGGGCUCCAAUUUCGCUAUGCAUCAUCGCCACCGACACCCUGAUGGCCAAUCGUCUGAUGAACAAAGUUGGCCAACUGGCUCCACGCUACCUGGGACCUCACGACUACGGACUGCAGCCCACCUUCAGUGCUUUGCCCACCCGCUUCAAUUGGAUAGUGGCCAGUCCUUUACUAUUAGCUCAGCAGGGUGUUUACUACGCCGGCGAUUGGACUCGUCUGUCCAAGGAGCAGGGUUGCCAACUGGAGAAGUGCAUCGAAAAUGGAGCGGUCCCAGUGCCGCAGUUGCACAUCGAUCAGCCCUUGGAGGCAGCCGUUUGGACCCACUGGCAGCCUGACAACUCCAGCAAUCAGACACAGGCCCUCGCCAAAUUGUGCCCAAUCUUCGGGCUGCCCAUUUAUAUGGGUGCUCAGGUGAACAAGAGUCUCUGGAACUUUAUAAUCCAGCAGCACAGCGCUGAGGGACAAAAUGUGGUUAACGACGGCUUGAACAUUCCCGAGGACGACAUGCGCAUGCUUAUCCAUCUGUUGCACCAGCGCAAGACCACCCUAACCGAUGGCGCCCAGCACAUGCUGCAAAAGUAUUACGUGAUCUCCAGGAAAGAGCGACCGACUGUCUUCUCCAGCAAGACGUAUAUAGUGCUGAAACAAUUUGCCGAGUGCUUUGCCAAACUGGCGCUGCGUCUGGAGGUCCUUGAAUCGGACGUUUGUGUGGCCAUCUUCCACUGCGAGCAUUUCGUGCAGAGCAUAUUUGGGGCCAAGGAAAACCAGGCACCGCCGGCGGUGAUCAAUUUCAAUGUGAUCUCCUGCAUCGAUCCGUACAUGAACGAGUUUGCACGCUGGCUGCUUCAGUAUCUGGAUAGCUACGAGGACGAAGAGCUGGGAAUUAGCGCGGCCAAGAGGCGACGCACUGAUAGCUGGGACAUGCCCUAAACAUUUGGCAUUGAUUACGAGUCCAACUUGCCAUUGAUUUAGUAUUACUCGUAGAUUUAUAACCAUCGCACACUGGACCAGUUUUGAAUACCUUUUGUAGUUUUAUACAGAUGGAUUUACAACACGUCGUGUUUGUAAACAAAAUUGGCACUGAAGCCACACAACACUACCUCUCUAAUCUAUUCACUAUAACAAACAACACCUGAGGCGUUCAAAAGCAAAGUCUAUAUUUGUAAACAUUUGUUCUCCUCUUCCCCCUAUACCAUAUCACUUGAUUCAUUCGGUAUAUGUUUUGUGUAUAUCGCAUGAUGAUCGCGGAUAGUUCCUACACUUCUAUUCGCGAAAAUCAAGAACCAUUGUUUGUAAAAUCUUGUACCGGAUCGUUGGUAAUCGUUGAACAACGAUCUUUUUGGUAUGUUUGGGAAACCAAAUAUUUUCAAAAUUGUUUUUGAUACAAGUAUUAAAUUUAAAUGUGUGGCCACAAAUAUGUAUAACCUUUAUUUUUUUUGAUACAACAUAUUUCUACGAAAUAUGAACAAACCUGAAAAUAACUGUGAAUAAUAUAUAAAAUACAUACUUUAAGUGAAGGAUGCCAAACAAAUUAAAAACAAAUAUGAAAAGAGCUGUCGAAAAUGUCCACUUUCUAGAGAGUUUUCGAUUUUUUCUCAUUUUAAAGUCUAAGAAAAAUAUCAGUCCGUUUAAUUUGUGUUACAAAUGUCACAUUUAAAAGCCAGAAACAUUUAGAUAGUUUCUUUUUUGUAUGGUAAAUAACAAUAUAUCCACAGAAAAUAAUCAAACCUGAAA
Drosophila yakuba is the source of this 4923-nucleotide messenger RNA. RefSeq lists its product as uncharacterized. The record is from RefSeq and is a predicted model, not a curated record. NCBI's taxonomy places the organism in Eukaryota, Metazoa, Arthropoda, Insecta, Diptera, Drosophilidae. The transcript has 5 exons. The coding region runs from base 1 to 4119 and encodes 1372 amino acids.